Messenger RNA from Eptesicus fuscus (big brown bat), 820 nucleotides. RefSeq names its product PYD and CARD domain containing (gene PYCARD). NCBI's taxonomy places the organism in Eukaryota, Metazoa, Chordata, Mammalia, Chiroptera, Vespertilionidae. Bases 156 to 749 code for a protein of 197 amino acids. The transcript is spliced from 3 exons. The record is from RefSeq and is a predicted model, not a curated record. Gene Ontology annotation, biological process: innate immune response; regulation of apoptotic process; inflammatory response.
UCUGGGGCGACCUAACUCCCACCCGAGGGCAAUGGGCUGGGGCAGGGGCGGUGUCGGGAGAAGGCGGGAAGCUGCAGGUCCCGCCCCAGAGGAGACUUCCUGGUCGGCGGAUACCCCGGUGAGCCGCAGCCGCGGCGGCGGGGGACCCCGGCGCCAUGGCGGGCACGCGGGACGCCAUCCUGGAGGCGCUGGAGGAGCUGACCGCUGAUGAGCUCAAGAAGUUCAAGCUGAAGCUGCUCUCCGUGCCCCUGCGCGACGGCUACGGGCGCAUCCCGCGGGGGGCCCUGCUGCCCAUGGACGCCGUGGACCUCGCCGACAAGCUGGUCAGCUACUACCUGGAGGCGUACGCCGCCGAGCUCACCGCCCAGGUGCUGCGCGACAUGGGCAUGCAGGAGACCUCGGAGCAGCUGCAGGCCCGCGGCCGGGCCCGGGGCUCUGGAGCCAUUACAGCAGGGAUCAGUGCCUCUGCUCUCCAGCCGGCAGCCAGAUCAGCCCCGCACUUUAUGGAACGGCACCGGGAAGCCCUCAUUAAGCGGGUCACAGACGUGAACGGCGUGCUGGAUGCUCUGUACGAGAGGGUCCUGACGGAGGAGCAGUACCAGGCAGUGCGGGCAGAGGCCACCAAUCCAGACAAGAUGAGGAAGCUCUUCAGCUUCGCUCCAGCCUGGAACCUGACCUGCAAGGAUCUGUUCCUUCAGGCCUUGAAGGACACCCAGCCCUACUUGGUGGACGACCUGGAAAAGAGCUGAGGCAGCAGCUGGAACUACCAGGGGUUGGACGUGCAGAAUGAGUGAUUUUUUAAAUAAAAAGUCAGCUUGUA